Messenger RNA from Fusarium oxysporum Fo47, 924 nucleotides. RefSeq lists its product as uncharacterized. NCBI's taxonomy places the organism in Eukaryota, Fungi, Ascomycota, Sordariomycetes, Hypocreales, Nectriaceae. Bases 1 to 924 code for a protein of 307 amino acids. The record is from RefSeq and is a predicted model, not a curated record. The transcript has 3 exons.
AUGCUUCGUUUCCAACUCUUGACUAUUGCGCUUCUUGCAAAUGCAUUCUAUGUGCAGGCUCGUCGAGGUGGAGGAGGCGGCGGCGACUACGACGGUGGAUCAAGCGGCGGUGGAGGAAGCAGUGACGGCGACAGUAGUGACAGUGGUCCUAGCCCAGAGGAGAAAGCACGCAGUGAUCCAUGUCGCAUGGAAGCUGGCCAUACGAGUCCAGUUUGGCUUCAUCGCUGGAUUGGCACGUACUACAAUGGAACAGUAGAAGUUUCAGUCGAGCUCGAUCGUUGUAAUGGAACCUGCAAGAAGUCAGAAAGUAAGGCCAAUUGGGAGCUGACAGGCGUACUGGCUAUACUGGAUCCUAUGCAUGCCGCUGCAGGGAAUAGUAGACCUUAUAUUCCACGCCCCAAGAAUCCCUUCAUUGGCGUGCUAUAUGGCUGGUCCAAGGACACCAACCAGUCCGAGCUCCUCGCAAAACGGGACGACACAUUCCUCCCGCCGCCCGUCAACCUCGCCAUGGAAACCGUCUCCGAUUUCCACUAUAACGAAUUUAUGUACGGGCUUGAUCCUUCCGAUACUGUGAGCCGCAGCAACCCAACCUGCAGGGUGCAGGACGUAACCAGUACGGACGACGGAUACGAAUUCGACUGCGCAUAUGAUGGACUUGGAGUCUACAGAGCAACUGACAGCAGCCAGUUCACAGCUCCAAUACACAACUCUAACGGAAGCAAUCCUCUUGUGGUAGAACCUGCAAACAACACUCUGCUCUCUGGAAGCUUUGAUCCCCAGUCAGCUGAAUUCCAAUGGAGGGGUCCCUUUCACGCAUUUGCUGGAUCAUUUGGUCAAGAUUCCAUGAGGAAGUCUUACACACCUGAACGUAACUAUAUAACCGGAGACGAAGCUGCUUAUACUGGCAAUUUCACUUGGGCGUGA